GAGGGGUGACGGAGUCGGGAGCGGUCGGUCGCAGCGAGCGCGUGCGCGCGGGAGAGUUUAGACUCAUUAGAGGGAAGACUCACAACUCUGGAGUAAUGAUGGAGGAUACAGAGACACUGGAAGGGGCCACGGGAGGAGCAGACAUGGAGAAACAAGAGUCAACGCAGGCGAGGGAGCCUGAGCAGCGCCCGACUGGCACUUGGAUUGGCACCGUCAAACAGGUUCUCGCUGCUGUGAUCCUCGGCCAAGGUAUUCUCUGUCUGGGAAUGAACUUCGGCAUGCACAGCGUAACACUGAUCCAAGUCCCCCAGCAGCCGGAUCGCUUCCUCACCGACGAUCAGCUCAACUGGACCAUCGCCGCCACUGUGCUGGGAGGAAUGCUGGGAUGCCUGCUGGCCGUACCAGCAGCUCCAGUGCUGGGCGCGCGACGUCUUCUUCUGGUGGCUAUGCCACUUCAUGCGCUGGGCGCCAUAUCUGCUGGGCUUGGGAAGAGUUUCGUCUGGGUGCUGAUUGGGAGGAUUGUGAUGUUUGUGGCACUGCAGAUGUCCGAGGGAACCGUGCGUGGUUACGUGUCUGAGAUCGUGCCCCCUAAUCGGAGAGCCCUGUAUACGACGUUGAUGAACGGUUUGCUGUACGUGGGCCAGGUGGCGGCGCUGCUGCUAGGUCAGUUCCUGGACUGGCAAACGUUGUUUGUUGUAGCCGGAUGCACGCCUCCUGGGAUCUGUCUUUGCGGCGUUCUCUUCUUCCCCGACUCAGCAAAGUGGUUGCUCGCCCACGGACGGUCCGCUGAAGAGGCACGCCGUUGCAUCCUCUUCUUCCACCCACACGAAGACGCCGCCGCUGAGGUAGCCGUCAUCCAGCGAUCCCUGGCUGUUGCCGAUGACGGAGUGUCAGCUUGGCGGCUGAUGGGUCGGAGGGAGACGUUGCGACCGCUUCUUCUAGCCGCUUUACAGAUGGUGCUGUUCGUGUGGGGUGGUGGACAGACGGUGGUUCUCAUCACCGCCAUCGUUCUCGAUCCCGCUGACCUAUCUCUGGACAGUUACCAGCGCGCGCUGGUCGUGCCCGUGUUUGCCCUGCUUCUCUCCGUGCCUUCCAUUCCUCUGGUGGAGCGUUUUGGACGUCUCACGCUUCUGCGAGUCGCCGGAGCGGUCAGCACGGCCGGCUGUGGCAUCAUAGCUGCCUUCUACUUCCUGCCCUCCGGCGAACGGGCGCAUCUUGGGUGGAUGGUAAUGCUAGGAGCCGUGGUCGUCGUGCUGCCGUACGUCUGUAUCGUCGGACCAAUCUCCUUCAGCUACGCCAACGAGUUGCUACCCAACAAGACACGUGCACUUGGUGCCAACAUGGUCAUCAUGUCCAUCAACUUCAGUACGUUUAUCCUACUGAAGGUAUACCCGGAUCUACAGGCUGCGGUGGGUCUGGGAGGAGCGUUCGUGCUUCACGCGGGUGUCAGCGUAGUUCAGAUACUCUUCGCCAUCUUCUGUCUUCCUGAAACACGUGGUAUGACGCUGGAGCAGAUCCAGCACUUGUUCAAGGAAGUCGAGAGCAGAGCAGCUCUGCCUGUGUAUGCCGAAGAAGAGGCUGCCGUACCCACGGAGGAUGAAAAUGAAGAACAGGGUGCCGCCGCGCCAGUUGCAGCGAUAAACUGAUGUCUUCGUGCUGAUAUCCAUGUUACAAAACAACCUCCAGAAAAGCAUCAAAUGCUCUAAACAAGUAUGUGCGGGUUUCUUUGUGCAAUGUGCAUUCCUAUGCACAGAAACUUCCUCAAUGUUUAAAUACAAUAAAUCAAAGGCCCAAACACCGAAUAGGACAUGAACUUUGGGUGGCUUCUGUCUAGUUGUGCGCGGAACCUCAGUGUUGUGUCAUGUGUGCCAAUGUUGUCGAAUGCCAGAUGUAGGUACUUACCGAUCUAUAGGUACAGGUGUUUCGCUUGCCCGUUAUGUCUGAGCAAAGUAACACUCCUUGCGUAAGUGUAUAGUAAACGGCUUUUGCGUCUGGCCAGUGUUAGUUUGAGCAAGCCUUUUCUUCGUUUCAUCUGUCUUUCUCUUGCGUCGAUUUGCUCGUUGCCGCUCAAAAGUGUGUAUGUGCUAGUUGUAUGUUCGCCUUGUCUAAGUCUAGCGCAAUUUUCGUGCGGGCCAGCUCUGUAUCUGCCCGACAUCUGUGUCCAAGAACCUCAGUACUUAAGAGGCAUUUUAUUUUUUUUGUGCGUUCAGGAGGAUGCAAUAUGAAUCAAAACGGCCAACAUUGUGACAUGGUCGUUUUUUGUUGCUUUCUGAUGGAAGUGCCAAUGUCGCUGUGGCUGUGGCCAUAUUGAAAUGGGACUGAUCGACGCUAAAUUAGCGAGUUGCCAGACAAAGUAUUAUAUCAUGAACCGAGCUUUGACAAGAGGCUAUGAGAAGAAAAUGAAAAAGUAAGUAGGUAUUAAAGGGACUAUCCCACCUUCUAAAAUGUUGUUAAAACCAGUUAAAUUGUGCCCGACUUUAUAGAUUGGAUGACCAGGAACACGGUUCUGGCAUUUAUUUUUCAUUAAACAUCUUAGGCUUCCCAUAUUCCAAACACAAACUUUCAAAUAUGUGACGUCACAGCCCAAAAUUACCUCCUUCCCCAGGCCACAUUACUGUCAUAAAGCUGAUUCUUUUUACUCUGUAGGCACCACAACAAAGUUCAGACCAAGUUUUAAGCGAUUUUUCAACGAACAAACCCAUUUAAAUCAGAAUGACUAAACGAGGUGACGUCACACUAACGGUCGCUCCAUGUUGAAGAUAGGGCCUUGUACAAGGCCCAUUUUCAAAUGAAGGGAACGAAGUUCUUCAACACCAAGAGGCCGCGGGGGUUGCAACCUAGAUAGAUAGUGGUUUCUAAACCUCGCCGCAAACUUGGCUAUCUCAACUCAAACCCCAUGUUAAAGGUGGGAUAGUCCCUUUGAGUACCUACGCCUUUGUGUACUUUGUUAUACAAAUGGUAGCGUUACAUUGUAUUAGAAAUAUAUGACCAACUUGUG
Messenger RNA from Amphibalanus amphitrite, 2998 nucleotides. RefSeq names its product facilitated trehalose transporter Tret1-2 homolog. The record is from RefSeq and is a predicted model, not a curated record. Gene Ontology annotation, molecular function: myo-inositol:proton symporter activity; carbohydrate:proton symporter activity. Gene Ontology annotation, biological process: transmembrane transport; carbohydrate transport. The transcript is spliced from 2 exons. Gene Ontology annotation, cellular component: membrane. The coding region runs from base 96 to 1646 and encodes 516 amino acids. NCBI's taxonomy places the organism in Eukaryota, Metazoa, Arthropoda, Thecostraca, Balanomorpha, Balanidae.